AUGUGGUACAGCUUUCUGCUGGUAUCUUUGGCCAACCUGGCUACAGGAUUCGCUCCUGCACCAGUUCCGCCAGAGUCUGUUUGCGCCUGUAUCCCAGUCGCCACCCCAACAUCAAUAUUGACGGUGCCUUUCACAGAGACUAGCACAUUACAAAUGGUAGCUACCUUUACGGUCGUUUUCGUGGAGUCGACUGUCACCGUGACGGUGGCUUCUGUUCCUUAUACACCCAGCACUAGUCUCUAUACACAAACGGUGUCAUGCCUCCCUAGUGCUGGCACUCAGAGCUCUUUCACUCUGCCCACCGCGCUUCAGAGGAAACGGAACCUGGAAAACCGCAACUAUGCCGUGAAGCCGAAGACCUCCACGAGCAGUACGAAGGCAACGUCCACCUUGUCGGUGAAACCUAUCAUCUCGAGCUCUACUACGCGUUUACCCGGCUCGUCCAGUACUAGAUCUACGUCAAUAACGAGCAGUGGCAAGGGAUCAUCCACUUCGUCGGUAAACCCUAUCAUCUCGAGCUCUACCACGCGUUCAUCCAACUCUCCUAGUACCAAGUCCACAACAAUUACGAGCAAGAGCACAUCCACAACUUCUACAAGAUCUUCAACCAGUAGUACCUCAUUCAGUAGUUCUACCAGCACCAUAAAGCCGACAUCCUCAGGACAAAGCACCUCUAAGCCACCGUCAGAAAGCUCUUCGUCCACGGGAUUCGAGACGUUUCCGCCACGAACUGCCUGCUCCGAUCUCGUCCCGUCUGGGUAUACGGCAGCCAUAUCUUCUGCGUGUUCCUCCUUGGGCUUGUUACCACAGCCAACGACCAGAACUGUGGUUCAGAGCGAAACAACAACCAUCGUCGGGCCGGUAGGUGAAGUCAGCACCAUCACGUCUGUGGGCAGCACAAAGACUGUAACAGUCACCUCUGCUACUAUCGGCACAAGCACUGGCCUAUUCGUGACUGCACCAGCUACGGUAACUACAACAGUCAACGGGGCAACGAUCAUACCCACCGGCAUCAACUUCCACUAUGCCAGCAACGUCAACUACGGCGAUACAAUUUCCGCGACAGCUGCGGCUGUGAACAGUCUUCGCAACAACACGUCGGCUUUCACCUUCUCCAACACGAUCAUCAACCUUGACUUCGGCCCCGAAUUACAAUUUGUCGGCGAUAGGAGCGAAAUGCUCUUCCGUAAGACUGGGACAAGACUACCGACCAACAACUACGCGAUAAUACAACAGGGCUACUUCUAUGCCAAUAGUUCCUUCCCACGAGUCAUCAACAUCGACACCUUCUUUCUCUUCUCAUCCAAUUCGUUCAGCGUCGUGUGGACCGGGAACAAGUCCCUCGCCAACAAUUGGACUUGGGAAAACCGGGACGAUGCCAUGUUCUUCUAUGGAAUCAAACCACCGGGCGAUGGCAUCCGCCAGGACCGCCCGAUUGGGAACAGGACGUACAUCAUACCUCCUCACGAGGCCUUGCCCUUCACCAUAUUGUGGGGCCAGAACAGCGGUUCUGCCAUACCAGAAUACAGUUAUUAUCUCAGUGGUGCUCAAUUAAUUGGAGAUUGCGGAGGUAACUUCAUUCCCUGA
This is a messenger RNA of Neoarthrinium moseri, 1587 nucleotides long. RefSeq lists its product as uncharacterized. Bases 1 to 1587 code for a protein of 528 amino acids. The transcript has 4 exons. The record is from RefSeq and is a predicted model, not a curated record. Lineage: Eukaryota; Fungi; Ascomycota; Sordariomycetes; Amphisphaeriales; Apiosporaceae.